UUGUUUUUUGUUGUGGUCGGUUGUUGGUUGUUGUUUGUUGAUCAAAAAGGGAAAAGAGGUGAAAGAGUGUUUUUAAAUAUAGAGGCGUAAUUAACUUCGUUGCACUGAUUUGAUUUGUUUAUUUUUGUAAUCUCGAAUGAGGACGCAAGGGGAAAACCAUAAUUAUCACAAUAUUAACUAAUUUAUUUUAAUCCUCUUUUGGCCAUUGGUGAAAUCGGUCCAACAAAGGAAAGAACGAUGAAGUUACUUAUUCUUUUUGCCACAAUAGUCAUAGGCACCCAGGCCAUUUCAUUUUUCGACCUGGUUCAAGAACAAUGGACAUCAUUCAAGAUAACUCACAAGAAACAAUACGAGAGCGAAAUCGAGGAACGCUUCCGCAUGAAAAUAUUCAUGGAAAAUGCCCAUAAGGUAGCCAAACACAACAAACUCUACGCCCUGGGUCACGUUAGCUACAAAUUGGGCAUUAACAAGUAUGCCGACAUGCUACACCACGAAUUCAUACACACGCUCAACGGUUUCAAUAAAACCAAAAAGUUACUGGGUGGCACGAAAUUGGAGCAAGCUGUCACUUUCAUUCCCGCCGCAAAUGUCAAAUUGCCCGAUGAUGUAGAUUGGAGGACAAAGGGAGCCGUCACGGCAAUUAAGGAUCAGGGUCAUUGCGGGUCGUGCUGGAGCUUCAGUGCCACCGGAUCGUUGGAAGGUCAGCAUUUCCGAAAAACAAACAAACUAGUGUCCCUGUCCGAACAGAACCUAGUCGAUUGCUCGGGCCGUUACGGAAACAACGGUUGCAACGGCGGUCUGAUGGACAACGCCUUCAGAUACAUCAAGGACAAUGGCGGUAUCGACACCGAGGCCGCCUAUCCCUACAAGGCGGAAGACGAGAAAUGCCACUACACGCCGAAAAGCAAGGGAGCCACCGAUCGCGGUUUCGUCGAUAUCCAGUCGGGAAGCGAGGAACAACUUCAAGCUGCCGUCGCCACUGUCGGGCCCGUCUCUGUAGCCAUCGAUGCCAGCCACGAGACGUUCCAGUUGUACUCUGAAGGCGUGUACUACGAUCCGGAGUGCAGCCCCGAAGAAUUGGAUCACGGAGUGCUCGUGGUUGGGUAUGGAACCGACGAGAAGGGCGGUGACUAUUGGUUGGUUAAGAAUUCGUGGGGCACCAGCUGGGGACAGGAGGGUUACAUUAAAAUGGCCAGAAAUAAGGAUAACGCUUGCGGGAUAGCCACGCAGGCGAGCUACCCUCUCGUUUAACGUAAGAUAUUAAUUGUAUACAAAACGGCAGUCUAUAUGGGUUGCCGUCGACUCACGAUUAUAAAUAAUUUUGUAUGUAAACUCUCUCUACUCCUUAGGUCUAUGAAAAAAAUUAGUGAUUCUCUUUUUAUAUUAUAGGCUGUGUAAAUGUUUAAUUUGUAGAUUGUUAUGGAUAUCAAUAAAGAUUUAAGAAUU
This is a messenger RNA of Anoplophora glabripennis (Asian longhorned beetle), 1446 nucleotides long. Its product is annotated as cathepsin L. The record is from RefSeq and is a predicted model, not a curated record. The coding region runs from base 238 to 1251 and encodes 337 amino acids. Gene Ontology annotation, cellular component: lysosome. Gene Ontology annotation, biological process: immune response. Gene Ontology annotation, molecular function: cysteine-type endopeptidase activity. The transcript is spliced from 5 exons. NCBI's taxonomy places the organism in Eukaryota, Metazoa, Arthropoda, Insecta, Coleoptera, Cerambycidae.